Messenger RNA from Silurus meridionalis, 4879 nucleotides. It is a transcript of the gene mblac2, whose product is annotated as metallo-beta-lactamase domain containing 2. The transcript is spliced from 2 exons. The record is from RefSeq and is a predicted model, not a curated record. The coding region runs from base 9 to 839 and encodes 276 amino acids. NCBI's taxonomy places the organism in Eukaryota, Metazoa, Chordata, Actinopteri, Siluriformes, Siluridae.
GCACUGUGAUGUCCGCGACCGACUGGUACGCGCACAAGUCGCUCGAAAACGGCUUGUUUUGGAUCCAGGAGCGUUUCUACGAAUCGGGAAACAGGGCGAACAUCUGGCUAAUCCGCGGAUCUCACCAGGACGUGCUAAUCGACGCUGGCCUCGGCCUGCGCAGCCUGCCUGACUACAUCAACGCGAAGGGCCUGCUGGGAGACGACGCCAAGCGUAAAAAUCCGCUCCUGGCGAUCGGGACGCAUGUGCACUUCGACCACGCCGGCGGCCUGCACCAGUUCCAACAGGUGGGCGUGCACGAAGCCGAGGUCGAUGCCCUGGCGAACGGCGACAACUUCGAGGCGGUGACAUGGCUCUCGGACAGGGAGAUCGUGGAGACUCCGUCCCCGGGCUGGACGGCCAGGCAGUACCGAGUGAAAGCCGUGCAGCCCACUCACAUACUACAGGAAGGUGAUGUCAUCAACCUCGGGGAUCGGCAGCUAAUGGUGCUCCACAUGCCGGGCCACUCCAGAGGUAGCAUCUGCCUCCAUGACAAGGACAACAAGUUACUGUUCAGUGGGGACGUGGUCUACGAUGGCUCCAUGAUCGACUGGCUGCCCUACAGCGCUGUCGGCGACUAUGUGCGUAGCUGCCAGAGGCUGAUGGAGAUGGUGGAUAAGGAGGAAGUGGAGCAGAUUAUGCCGGGCCACUAUAAUGCCUUUGGGGCCAAGAGGCUUCACCGAUUGGCCUCCACCUACAUCUCCAGCGUAGGAACCUGCCACAAGUUGACUACCUGUGCAGUGAAGUCUGUAGCCAGCUUGGCACUUCGAGCUUCCAACUCCUGCUGUGCCUGUUUCUAGUCAUCAAAACUAUACUGCAACAAUAUGCAGCUCAAAUUCAGCACUAAGCAAUAAGGAUCAUCUGUAUUCGGAGGUGUAAGUGUUGGAUGUAAUGUUUGUUGGAUACUCAGCUAACUGGAAUUAAAAUGAAGACAAUUAGAAGGCAUAGCUACUCUUCAGUUCAUCACUAAACCCAAACAAUUAAGGAGUAAAGACUAAAGCUGGCAGGUAUCCCAGUACGUCUUUAGCUUAAAAGCUCUUUACAGAGUAGCAUGGAUUAUCACCCCAUGCUAAUUAAAGUUUUAGUAUUAUUGAGAUACAUUUACUGUUUGACAUUUCUUUAUGUUCAAAAACAUAUCUAUUGAGGCCAUUUUUCUUUAAACCACAUUUUAUCCACACUAAAACGUCAUUACUUUUACGCUUUCUUGCAAAUGUUGCUAAAACUACAGUCGUCCAUCUUGCUUUUCACAAUACAUUAUUAAACAAGUAAAAAAUUCCUGAGGGAGCUGUUAUAGGAAAAUAAACAAUCAUGGGCUGGUGUGAUGCAAUGUAAAGGGCAGUUCUCCCCAAUUUUAGUCUUCCACACCAAUCAGGCCUUACCUAUCAUAUGACACAGCUAUCGACCAGGAAGGGUGCUUUUUCCAUGGUCUUCCUUUUGAGACUUGAUGUCAGUGAACUGCUGUUAGUGAGGAUUAAAUGCUGUCCACCCUCUUCCCCAUACAUUAUACGUUCACGAAUAGCUAGUGUCGCUGUGAUUGACAGGGAAGACUGAGUACCCCUCUAUUCCCACCUAGACACAGCCAGUUCUGUGAGGGAUGUAGUGUGGGAUCGUCAAGAUUCAAACUUGCAAUCAAAAGAUAUGAUAAGGCGAAUUAUUUUCUCUUGUAAAAAAAUUUGGAAGACAAUCCGAACAAGUUUUUAUUUAUUAUAGGGUGGCAUGGCGUACUUUAAAUAUGCUUAUAGGUACUUUUAGGGUUGUGAGACAAGUUGUUUUCCCUUAUUACUUGCGUCAAAACAGCUAUAACCUGUUGAUCCGUCAACCUCUCUUUAUGUAUUCGUUUGUCAAAUUUAUGACUUGAAUUUGGACCAUUACAAAGUGCUGAUACUGGAGACUCAUUCCAUGCUCACGGAAAGCUUCAUAUCAACACUUUUUUAUGUAGCAGAUUUUUUACGAUUAAGUGUCGUUUUUUUAUGAUUCUUUAUGGUGGUGUUUAAUUUAAUUUUUAAGAAAUCAGUAGCAUUUGGCCUACAAAUAUUUAUAUUGUAUAUUUAAAGUAUACUGUACAAGAUGGCUGGCCAGACAGUUCUUUCGUAUAAUUUGUGUCCUUAUUUCAUUUCUUCAGAAUGUAAUCCAGAAAAGCCCUCAAUCUGCUCUUCACUUGGGACAGACCUUAUCUCUAGAGCACUUUAAAGCCAACACUGUCAGAAAAUCCCAUUUAACAGGAUUACCUACUUAGACAACAUCGUCCAAACGGAACUGUAGGCUUGUCAAUAUAUUUAAGCAAUAUUGCAUAAGCAAGAGUGAAGUUAUAACUAAUGAUUACACGUUUGUAAGUGUAGUAUUGCUUUUCUGCAAUCGUUCUAUAAACAAGAAAUUGUAACUAUAAAAGUAACUGACUUUUCAGAAACAAUAUGUUUGAAUGUCUUAUUUCCGCUAGCAGAAUAGGUACUCAAAAUGCUACAUUUGCUUUAUAGGAUGUCAGCUAGCUAGCACACAACGCUUUGUACUGUUAAAGAUGCUUCUGGUGAAAAGUGGUUUCCCUUCUUUCUUCUCAUUUUCGUCUGUAGGUCUUUAUAAUGCAACUUUCGACUUAAAAUAUAUUCAUAAAAUAAAACGUAUAAUUCGCCAUGUCUGCUAUUGAGGUCACUACCACUACUAUAGUAAAUUAGAAAGUGGAAACAUCCUGGUGUGUUUAUUCAAAAUACAGAAUGAGCACUCUUGGAACCCUGGUCCGCUAAUCCGAUUAAUAAAUCAGCACAAACUGUUAAAUAUUGAAUGAUUAUAGAUACUACAGUAAAGCAUAAUAUAGCUUUUGUGCCAUGUACAGUUGAUACUGCUGCAAGUGUACACUACAGUGACUUUCUAUAUGCAAAAGCCUUGAAAACCUGCAGCAUGCGAAGUGGUUGGUGACACAAUUCGCAUCACCAUAGCAACUAUUGAAUGAACUGAAUCCAACACAACAUCUAUUCUAAUUCGUGACUUAAAAAGCUUACAUGAAAAAAAAUAAAAAAGGCUGCCAUUGGCAUGAACUUAUCAACGUGAGCCUCAUGUUCAUCUUUAAUCCAAGUCAGUUGAGUAUCUCACAGAAUUACAAAUCCAGAACAUCUGCAGCACAUCUGCAUAUUAGACCAUUUGGAUGCCAUCAAAUACGGAAGGAAAUUCCAGAAAGUGUUGCAAAAGUGUUAAAGAUUCUAUCGUAGGAUUCGAAAAUGAAAACGAACAAAUUUCUUUGGAUUUAAGUGUAAAGUGAAACGUUUAAAAAAUAAAUAAAUGUAGCUUAAUAUGAACACAUUUUAUGCACCAGAUGAAUGUUUUCUGUUAAAGCAUUCUCUGAAUAAGAGCAUACUGUAUAUUGUAAUUGAAAGGAUAAUAUGUGAAGUUACUGGGUUCCAAUGGUGAAUUUGAUAGGAUGAAAAUCUUCCAACCAAAUUUCCCCUAAAACCCAGUAAAUGAGGACGUUCCUUAUAAAUAGUAAACGUGAUCUGAAAUCGAGAUUAGGUGGUCUUUAAGCUGAGUACAAAGCUGAAUAAGAUGUGUAGAUCUUUUGUAUUCAUUUUGCGUGCCAAACCAAACGUUUGCAUGCACUUAUGAAACACAGACACUAACAGUUUGAAUGAGUCUCAAGUCACACAUUUGCUGAUGAAUAAGAAUAUAAUGCUGUUUGUGUUCUUUUAAGUCCACAUUGUGCAUUUAAUAAUAUUUUUUCACUUUCCAUUAAUGCAUAUGAGAUGUUUGUUAGCAAUGCAGAAACUGCACUGCUUUUUCCGUCUACAAGCACAAAAAACUUCACUGACACUUUAUAACAUCUACAAUGAUCUUUACAUGCAUUCAUUACAUUAUAUAGUUAAAAUAGCUUAUAAGGCAUAAUGCAGAUUGGGCUUUAUUAUUUAUGAUAAUGCAUUGCACUUUAUUAUAUCUGUUUUUACACAAUAUUGUAUUAUUGUAUAUUGUAUUUUCUUUUUUUUUGUUCUCUCUUUUUUUCUUACUUGUUAUUUAUUAUUAUGGAUUUUAAUUACAUUUAUAAUGAUGUAAGGGUAUUAUCUGUAAACUGUAAAAAAAACUUUCUAAUGCAUUAUGUAACUGCAAAAAGGUGUAAAGCAUUUUCAUAAAUAAUAACAAAAAUGUGUGUAAUGCCUUAUGAAUGGAUUAUAACUGUCAUGGUUUAAUAAUGCUAUUAAAUUAUUAAAUCAUUUUGACAGCCUUCAUAGGUUUUGGUUUGCACAUUUUUGGUUUGUGUGCCGUAGUUUUUUAUUUAUUUAUAUAAGAAAGAGAGAGGACAACCGUUCCUCAUUUACCAUGCAAAUACCUUGCUGACCUCUUUUGCUAACCAGUUUAGCUUAAUGUGUUACCCAAGUUUAGCAAAGAUAAUGUGCUGAUCGUGAUGUUUGUGAUGAUUUUUAUUUCUGGCUCUGGUUUAAAACAAUGCAGAUCAUUUGUAUGGACAUGUCAGGGUAUAUGUCAUGCCAUAUUGAGACUGAAAUGAUUCAUGCAUUUAUGCUGCCUUCUUAAUGUUGUAUUAUACCUCAAACUAACAUAUUGCAAGGCAUAAUCCUAAGAUUGUGUGGCAUUUGCAUUCCCUGAUAUGCAGAUGAGAAACUGAUGUGUGUCGUGUUAACACGGGGUAAUGAUAAACUUGUAUAUAUGGAUUGUGUUGUUGCUCAGGAAUCCUAUAUAAAAUCCGGGGUUUCGAGCAGAGCCAUACUGUACGCUCUAUAUAUAGUGCCUCUGAGUUUUAUAACACACCGAUGAUACGGAUACCUCACACUGCUGUAACUGCAGCUGGAUAAAUAUGCAGGCACCUGAUUAAACAAUGUACAAUGUACUGGCUUUCUAUUCUGAA